This is a messenger RNA of Vitis vinifera (wine grape), 1755 nucleotides long. Its product is annotated as probable L-ascorbate peroxidase 6, chloroplastic/mitochondrial. Gene Ontology annotation, molecular function: peroxidase activity; heme binding. Gene Ontology annotation, biological process: cellular response to oxidative stress; hydrogen peroxide catabolic process; response to reactive oxygen species. Lineage: Eukaryota; Viridiplantae; Streptophyta; Magnoliopsida; Vitales; Vitaceae. The record is from RefSeq and is a predicted model, not a curated record. Bases 243 to 1400 code for a protein of 385 amino acids. The transcript is spliced from 12 exons.
UAAAAUUAUAAGGAGCGAAAAACAUACUAUGGUUGUGAGAUCUUCGAUUCAUGCCGAGGAAUGUUUGGUGAGAAGAAGAGAAUAGAGAAAUAUACAGGAUAAAGUCGGAAAACAGCCAACACAGGAGAGGGAGUGGAUAAAAGCAAACCCACAGCCAAACGACACCUAUAAGUUGGCUCCAAUUGGUGAUUCCGAAAAAAGAGUGAGGCAGCCACACACAUAAAAGAGGAAAGUGAAAUCCAAUGGCGGAGGCUUUCUCACUCUCUCUGACACCACCGCAAAUGGCUUCUCUGAGUGGCGCCGCCGCGGCCUCCUCCCGCCUCCUCCCCAGAGCGCGGCUCGGUUUUUCAACUUCGUCUUCAACUCCUUCUCCUUCUUCACUCUCCCUUUCCUCUCUCAAAGGCCUCCGAUCCUCUCCUCUGCUCUCUCACCUCCUCCACCGUCAGAAAACGACUUCGGUCCGUGCAUCCAGCGGUGGCUUGGGUUUCAGCUCCGUGGCGGCUCCGAAAUGCUCGGCAUCCGAUCCGGAUCAGCUGAAGAGUGCUAGAGAAGACAUCAAGGAGCUUCUCAAAUCUAAAUUUUGUCAUCCUCUUUUGGUUCGCCUAGGAUGGCAUGACGCAGGUACUUAUAACAAGAACAUUGAGGAGUGGCCUCUAAGAGGUGGAGCAAAUGGAAGUCUGAGAUUUGAAAUUGAGCUGAAACAUGGGGCCAAUGCAGGUCUUGUUAAUGCAGUGAAACUUCUUCAGCCUAUCAAAGACAAGUAUUCUGGUGUGACAUAUGCAGACUUAUUCCAAUUGGCCAGUGCUACUGCCGUGGAGGAGGCUGGCGGACCCAAAAUCCCCAUGAAGUAUGGAAGGGUGGAUGCUUCAGGACCUGAACAGUGCCCAGAAGAAGGGAGGCUUCCUGAUGCUGGCCCCCCUUCACCUGCUGAUCAUCUACGUGAUGUUUUCUACAGAAUGGGGCUAAAUGACAAGGAAAUAGUUGCAUUAUCGGGUGCACACACGCUAGGAAGGUCCAGACCGGAACGCAGUGGUUGGGGAAAGCCGGAGACUAAGUAUACGAAAGAUGGACCAGGGGCACCAGGAGGACAGUCCUGGACAGUGCAAUGGCUGAAGUUUGAUAAUUCUUACUUCAAGGAUAUCAAAGAAAAAAUAGAUGAAGAACUACUUGUGUUGCCAACUGAUGCUAUUCUUUUCGAAGAUCCAUCUUUCAAGGUAUAUGCUGAGAAAUAUGCGGUAGAUCAAGAAGCAUUUUUCAAAGAUUAUGCUGAAGCCCAUGCAAAACUCAGUAACCUUGGAGCUAAAUUUGAUCCUCCUGAGGGUAUUGUGAUAGAUGAUGGUCCUGCAGAAGCUGCACCAGAGAAAUUUGUGGCAGCCAAGUAUUCAUCCGGGAAGGACUAAAACAAGUGUCAUGUUUCUUUUGCCGUAUCUUUAAUAACACAAGAUGAAGCUAUUUUCAAAUUCUGUGAACACACAUCUAAAACUUGGAAGUCUAAAUGAAGGAGAAAGGAAUAAGAUUCAAUAGUGUUGCCUAUUUGAAUUGCAGAAAGAGCUGUCAGAGGCUAUGAAGCAGAAGAUUCGUGCAGAGUAUGAAGCAGUUGGUGGAAGCCCAGAUAAGCCUCUCCAGUCCAACUAUUUUCUAAAUAUCAUGAUUGUGAUUGCUGUUUUGGCAUUUUUGACAACUCUGUUUGGAAACUAGGUUUGCUGAGUUAUUUAAUGGAAAUUGAAGUCAUCUAUCUGUGCUUCGGCUUAUUAA